Jaculus jaculus (lesser Egyptian jerboa) is the source of this 1635-nucleotide messenger RNA. Its product is annotated as leukotriene-B4 omega-hydroxylase 3-like. Gene Ontology annotation, molecular function: monooxygenase activity; oxidoreductase activity, acting on paired donors, with incorporation or reduction of molecular oxygen; iron ion binding. Bases 67 to 1635 code for a protein of 522 amino acids. The record is from RefSeq and is a predicted model, not a curated record. The transcript has 13 exons. Lineage: Eukaryota; Metazoa; Chordata; Mammalia; Rodentia; Dipodidae.
AAAAAGGUUCAGAAGAAGAAGAGCUUUUUGAGACUCUGCUCCUGAGACAAGGUGCAAGGCGAGGGGAUGUCACAGCAGAGCCUGUCCUGGCUGGGGCCCCUGGCUGCCUUCCCAUGGCUGCUCCUGCUGCUGGCCGGAGCCUGCUGGCUCCUUGCCCGGGUCCUUACCCAGACCUACACCUUGAGUGAAAAGUACCGCCACCUACGCCGUUUCCCUCAGCCUCCCAGACGGAAUUGGUUCUUGGGCCACCUGGGCAUGGUCCCUCCUACGGAAGAGGGCAUGAAGGAAUUGGCUCAGCUGGUGGGCACCUACCCCCAGGGCUUCAUAACGUGGAUGGGCCCCAUAAUUCCUCUCGUCACAUUAUGCCACCCCGACAUCCUCCGAUCUGUCCUCAAUGCCUCAGCUGCGGUUGCUCUGAAGGAUGUCAUCUUCUACAGCUUUUUGAAGCCCUGGCUAGGGGAUGGACUCUUGCUGAGUGCUGAUGACAAAUGGAGCCGCCACCGUCGCAUGCUGACCCCAGCCUUCCACUUCAACAUCCUGAAGCCCUAUGUGAAGAUCUUCAAUGACAGCAUAAAUAUCAUGCAUGCCAAGUGGCAGCGCCUGGCCUCAGGGGGCAGCGCCCGUCUGGACAUGUUCGAGCAAGUCAGCCUCAUGACCUUGGACAGUCUGCAGAAAUGCGUCUUCAGUUUUGACAGCAACUGUCAGGAGAAACCCAGCGCGUACAUUGCUGCCAUCCUGGAGCUCAGCGCCGUGGUGGUCAAGAGGCACCAGCAGCUGCUUCUGCACCCGGACCCGCUGUUCCAUCUCACCAGCGACGGGCGGCGCUUCCGCAAGGCCUGUGGCCUGGUGCACGAGUUCACAGACGCCGUGGUCCGGGAGCGGCGCCGCACCCUCUCCACUCAGGGUGUGGAUAACUUCCUCCAGGCCAAGACCAAGGCCAAGACUUUGGACUUCAUUGAUGUGCUGCUGCUGGCCAAGGACAAAGAUGGAAAGGAGCUGUCAGAUGAGGACAUCCGAGCGGAAGCCGACACCUUCAUGUUCGAGGGCCACGACACCACAGCCAGUGGGCUCUCCUGGGUCCUGUACAACCUGGCGAGGCACCCAGAACACCAGGAGCGCUGUCGGGAGGAGGUGCGGGAGCUCCUGAGGGGCCGAGACACUGAAGAGAUUGAGUGGGACGACCUGGCUCAGCUGCCCUUCCUGACCAUGUGCAUCAAGGAGAGCCUGCGGCUGCAUCCCCCGGUCGUCGUCAUCUCCCGCCGCUGCACCCAGGACGUCGGGCUCCCGGAUGGCCGGGUCAUCCCCAAAGGUGUUAUCUGCCUCCUCAGUAUUUUUGGGACCCAUCACAACCCUACGGUGUGGCCGGACCCGGAGGUCUACGACCCCUUCCGCUUUGACCCCGAGAACGUCAAGGACAGAUCACCCCUCGCUUUCAUUCCUUUCUCGGCCGGGCCCAGGAACUGCAUCGGACAGACGUUCGCCAUGAGCGAGAUGAAGGUGGCGCUGGCGCUGACGCUGCUGCGCUUCCGCGUCCUGCCCGACCGCGCCGAGCCGCGCCGGCAGCCCGAGCUGAUCCUGCGCGCCGAGGGCGGACUGCGGCUGCGCGUGGAGCCGCUGGGCGCGCCUGCGCGCUGA